Molecule: messenger RNA, 9178 nt
Organism: Anolis carolinensis (green anole)
Lineage: Eukaryota; Metazoa; Chordata; Lepidosauria; Squamata; Anolidae
Gene: st8sia3
Product: ST8 alpha-N-acetyl-neuraminide alpha-2,8-sialyltransferase 3
Exons: 5
Coding region: 180-1352 (390 amino acids)
Biological process (GO): oligosaccharide metabolic process; N-glycan processing
Molecular function (GO): alpha-N-acetylneuraminate alpha-2,8-sialyltransferase activity
Source: RefSeq, a predicted model, not a curated record
GCAUUGCCAAAAGAGAUCAGGCAAUCCCCUACAUUAUCCAAUUUCCAUAAGGAACUGAAGACCUGGUGGUGUCGGCAGGUUUUUGAGUAAUUAUAUUGGACUACCGCCGAUUUCUGAGCCUGAAUAUAUUGCAUAAGAUUUCCCUAGCCUAAAAUGAUACAUUUUAAUAUAUUGGGUUUAUGGUUCCCGUCCCCUUGAUCUGGUCAUGCAUGCGAAGCUGCAAAAUGGUCCGAGUGGUGAGCGUCCUGGGUCUGGUGAUGCUGAGCGUGGCUCUCCUGAUCCUGUCCUUCAUCAGCUACGUCUCCCUGAAAAAAGACAACAUCUUCACCACUCCCAAAUAUGCCAACACGGGGGUGCCCAGGAUGUAUAUGUUCCACGCUGGAUUCAGGUCCCAGUUUGCACUGAAGUUCCUUGAUCCUUCAUUUGUACCCAAUACAAACUCCUUGAACCAUGAAUUACAGGAUAAAUCUCCCAAAUGGAUAUUCAACAGAACAGCAUUCUUGCAACAAAGGCGAGAAAUACUGCAGCAUGUUGACGUGAUCAAAAACUUUUCUUUGACAAAGAAUAUGGUUCGGAUUGGACAACUGAUGCAUUAUGAUUAUUCCAGCCAUAAGUAUGUUUUCUCCAUUAGUAAUAGUUUCCGGAUGUUACUCCCAGAUGUCUCGCCAAUCCAAAACAAGCACUAUAAUAUUUGCGCCGUUGUCGGAAACAGUGGGAUCCUGGUCGGCAGUCAGUGUGGGCAGGAAAUAGAUAAAUAUGAUUUUGUUUUCCGUUGUAAUUUUGCCCCAACGGAGGCAUUCCACAAAGAUGUUGGGAGGAAAACCAACAUUACCACAUUCAAUCCUAGCAUUCUGGAGAAGUAUUACAACAACCUUUUGACCAUUCAAGAUCGCAAUAACUUUUUUCUAAGCUUGAAGAAGCUUGAUGGAGCCAUCCUCUGGAUCCCAGCCUUUUUCUUCCACACAUCAGCAACCAUUACAAGAACAUUGGUUGACUUCUUUAUUGAGCAUCGAGCGCAGUUAAAAGUCCAGCUGGCUUGGCCUGGAAAUAUCAUGCAACAUGUUAACAGAUAUUGGAAGAACAAGCACCUGGCCCCCAAGCGACUCAGCACAGGGAUCCUCAUGUAUACCUUAGCCUCGGCCAUUUGUGAUGAAAUCCACCUGUAUGGAUUCUGGCCCUUUGGGUUUAAUCCAAAUAACCGAGAAGACCUUCCAUAUCAUUACUUUGACAAGAAAGGAACAAAGUUUACCACCAAAUGGCAGGAGUCCCAUCAGCUCCCUGCCGAAUUCCAGCAGUUGUUUCGAAUGCAUAGCGAAGGUCUAGCAAAGCUGACUCUGUCCCACUGUGCCUAAGAAUUGAACUUUUGAAGUGCCAAAUGAUUGUUGUUGCUAUUUUUCUGUUUUUUUUAAAAAGUGCCCAAAAUGAAUUUACUGUUUUUCAAAACAGAGAUCUAAGAGGAAAAAAAGUAUUAAGAAAAAGGAUUCUUUUAAUUCAGAGGUGCAUCAAGACCACCCUUUUAUUGCUCACUUUCCUAGGCGUAGGAAGGCAACGGAAGCAUAUUUAGGUCUGCAGAAGCAGUUCUGUUUUUCAUACAGAAGGAAAGUCAAAACUGUUUAGGGCAGAGGGUUUUUUCAAUUUCUAGGUCUGCUGCCAAGAAUGUUCUCCUGAAAGUAUUUUCAUAGUCAUUGAGAUUUCACUUUUUGCCAGGCGUCUCAAAAUAUCCACUGCUAGAAUUCCUGUGCUUGCUUAUUUGGACUUGUUUGCUAUCUCGGCUAUUUUGUACUGCUGCCAUUGAGUUGUUCUUUCAUGGUCAAUUUGGAAACUGUUCCUGGUGUUCUACAAAAAGAUGACUUGCCACCCGUAUUAGGUGAAUCUUUCGAUGGAAGUGGCUGUUGAAUUCUUCCCAAGUCAAACUCAAUGGAAACUGAAAGGUAUUUUCUGUGCAUGCUGACCUUGAUUGAAGAAAUGGAGCAUGGGAUAUCCACAAGAUGCAUUCGGGCCAUUUCACCUCCUCAGAUACCUCAAUAUUCUCCUCUCUUCACCUUGUCCAAGAUGUUGAAAAUAUGUUGCAAAUACUUAUCUGACAAAUGAGGAUGUAAUAUUUGAACUACAACCCCAGAAUCCCCCAAAUAGCAUGGUCAAGCUCUGAUAGCUACCAUUCUUCUGUGGACAGCUCUGUACAUAGAUCAGUGGUGGCCACACAAAUCUUCAAAGCUAUUGCCUUGAAUCCUCCUGUCAGUCCCCAAAAAGUAGACCCAUUGAAUCAGUGAGGUAUACUUAAGUAUUACCUCACCAUUCAACAAUUAAGAUAUCCAGGCCAUUUUCUCCAUCUGUGGUAUCUAUUUGCCCCAGGCUUGAUACUGUUAACAGGUCAGACCCAUUUCACUCCCAAUAGAGUGCAUUGGACAAAGAAAAUAUGAAAGCGAUCCCAUUGAACCUAAGCUACUACACCACAACUUCCAUCAUCUUUGGUUAUGCUAGCUAAAACUUACAGGAGCUGCAAUCCAAUGAUAUCUGAAGAUGUAGAUGCAGCCUGCAGCCAGUAGAUCAGCACAAUUGGUCAGGAUUGGUGGUAUUUGCAUGGAAUAGGUUGAAACCACUCCUAAUCUUCCCUGAUCCCAUAGCCAAGGUCCUAUUUUCAUGCUGUCAGUAGGUUAGACUUUCCUUUCCCUCCUAAUCCUGGCUGAGAUUGCUACCUGAGAUUACUGGCAAAACACAGCCAUCUCAGUGAGGAAUCACUGGAAGGGGGAGACAAAAGAUCUCUUCCCAUCACCCAACAACAUUGGCAACAAACCCACUGAGGGAUGGAAAUGAUUUCAUCAUCAUCAACAUCAACAUAAUCAUUUUCUUGCCUUUUCCCAAUUUGGGGCCCUAGGCAGUUUGUGAUAGAUUAAAAAAACAGUUAAAAUUCACAACAUAUAAAAGUUUAAAAGUGAUUAAACUAGCAAAAUAUCUAAAAACAGUUUAUUAUUCACCGAUGUGUAUUGUGCACCAAUGUGCAUUGCACACUUUGCUGGCUCUGCUAUGUAGUAAUGUAACAACAGCCCUCUACUGGAUAAAAAUGUUAAUCAACUGCACAGUUUUAAUUCACACAGAUGUAAGUCUAUCAACAAGGAUGUAAGGCUCCAACAGGAUUCCAGUGCCUUCAUUUAAGGUCCUUUGCUGAUAAAUAUCCCAUUGUCAUGAAUGGUCUUGUACCACUAGAACACUUAAUGGAUCAAAGCUAUUCCUUUGGUAUUACAGUCAUUUUUGUUAUGUUUUGACUUCAAGCUUUGGUAUUAGGAAUUUAUGGUUUGGAAGCUCAAUUGAUAUUAACUAAUUUGUUUUAGGUGGACAAUUCCUAUUUGUAAUGGCCACAUUUUUCAUCUCUCCAUCUCUAUACAAACAGCUGGCAGCAAAUUCCACCAAAGAGCCAACUAUGAAUAUAUCGAACUAGUAAUAUCAUUGACAUCAGUGAAUAUUCUAUGCUGCUUUGUGGACUGGUAGUUAGAGAUCAAUGUGAUGUCAGGCAUAGUUUUGGAUACAUUUGUAUCUUUGGUGGAAGAAGAUAGGCAGAAUGACAUGGAAAUUUAGUUGCUAGUAUUUGUGAAGAUGGGAUGAUAAUAAUGUCUCAUGAAGUUAUCAGCUUCAGUUGUAUUUUUAAAAAACAGAAAAAGCAGUGAUCCAGGAGUUUAGACUCCAAAAACUAACUCUCAGAUUAAGAAUUUAAACAAAAGCCAGUUUAUUAUAUUUGAAUACAUUUAAGACCUGGUGAGCCUUUAAUUGUAGACAUAUCAUUGAAUUAAUAGGAAAAAUGGGGAAAAAAUCAAAUUUAUGAUAUCCAAAGCCCAUUGUGCUUUCUAGAGGAUAGAUCUAUUUCCUAUGACAAGACACUCUGCUGCUUUAUGUGAUUGCAUUGCAGAUAUCAUCAAAUCACAAAGCUGAUCUAAAAUGAGGUGAGGCUCAUGUGCCCCUCCAUAAUUUUCUCUUUGGGUUGCAAAAAAAAUCAGCACCAGCCAGUCUACCCAAUGAAGAAGAAUGCUGGAAGUUGCAGUUCGGACUUCUGGAGGGCUUAUUCCUAUGAUGAUUAGGGAACAAUCCCACGAAUGGUGCCCAUUAAACCAUUGGAUGGUCUUCACCUUUUUGGUCCAAGUUUCAUCUCUAACAAUGGAGUGGUGGUAAAUUUUGAAGUUUGAAGUCUUCUGCAGAGAGAAAGCAGAAAUGCAAGGAGCUGAUCCAGGAUCCAUAUUCACAAGCCAGGACUAGAGUUUUCCACUUCCUCCAGAAGAUCAGAAGAAACAAGGAAGUUUAAUCAUUUGGCAGGUGACAUCUUGUUCCUACUAAUCAAAACAUCCUGUCACCUCAGAUCCAUGAUCCUGGGCUCCAUGGCAUCACUGCUUUCUGAAGAUAGAGAAGGUGGACCAUCGCUGGAGGCAAUGGUAGAAAACUUCCACCAUGACUACUCUGCCAUGAUUUUUUCAACAGCAGAAAGAAGAAAAUAAGCAUAUCAGAAGUUGAGAAGGGGAGGCCUAGGAUCUACAGUGUCAAUAAAAUCUCCUUCAUUUGAUUGACACUGAUCCCCCCCUCAUUUAUGAAAUGGCAAAAAGAUAUGCCAGCCCUAAAAGUGGCAUAUGUAUUUUGGUCCUACCAAAGCUAUUGUGAAGGAACUUUUUAAAAGGCCCAACCGUCAAGAAAACAAGAAAAAAUGUUGUCUCUGCUCACCACUGACCAUUGAGUAGGUAGUCACUUUUCAUAUGAUCACCCCAUUAUUUAAUGGAACAACCUGAAGUAUAUAAACUUUUUAUCAUGAGCCACCUCAGUGACUUCGGUAGAAAUCCACCCAAGAUGGUGAUGGACAUGAAAGGGAGAAAGAGAGAUUCCAAUAGUAAAUCAAAUAAUUCACACAUUAGAAAUAGAAAUUCAGAAAGCUAUUGAGCAAGAAAGGGUCACAGGAUAGCAAUCGAUUUUCAUGUGGAAUUCGUCAUUGAUAUUUCAUAACCUCAUUGACUAUUUUCAGCCAUAGCUUUCACCAGGGGAUCCUGCUUCAAAAUCAAUAGCCCAAGAUCACCCAAUGUAAAUCACAUUCUGUUCAAAAAAGUAUCGAUACUCAUAAUUUGGUUACAGACGUCACACACCUGAGAGCAAAGGGCAUAUUUUGCAAUGUGCUCUUUUAUAUAAAAAAAUGCUUUUAUCUGAAAAACUGGGUUUGAUCAAUUGUUAGGCAAAACAGAAAAGAGCACAAAACCUCUUGGCUUCACUUUUCACUGGAAAUCAAUUCUAGGACUACCAUUGUGUUUGCCCGAAGCAACUCUGCUGUGGAGUCCAAGAGAGGCUAUUCAACAGUAGCUUAAAUGCCUGAAUAUCAUAGACCACAGAAUGGCACAGAACACUCAUGCAACAUUAGUUUUCAGAUGAAUUAAACUCUGCUAGGAUAGACAUAGCUUCUCAAAUAGAAUGGAAUAGAUGAAUAGAUUCAAGUGAUAGACAGCAGCAGAAAUAUCACAUGAUACAAUGCAAGGUUUCAGUGUGCUGCCCAUCAAAGUAAUAUUAACCCUCUUCCACCAGGAUUUAAAAUAGAAAACCCUCAGAACUCCAAUGCAUUAAAGGUUAACAUGAAGGUAAGAUUAGGGUUAGGGCUGGGAAUGAGAACACCAAUGUUACAUCUCUCUUGGGGAAAAAUUAUUUCCCUUGAAUGAAGUCAACCUACUCACAACUAGAACAUAUCACUUCUGCUUUACUGUAUCAUGGUUUGCCAUAAAAUGUGAACAUUUCUCCUCUCUGCCCCCCUACCCACCAUCCAAAAAUUGUAAUGGCUGGAUAAAAAGGUAUCCCCAAUGACAAAAUAGAGUAGAUAUGUUUGAGAAUAUUUUUCUCCUGGCAUUCUUUCUUGGGUUUUUUUUCAAAAGGAACUGCAUGUGGCACAUGAAAUGUGGGGAUAUCAUUUACAACUAUUCAUGUGACAAAGCUGCAGAAUUAGAUGUACUUUUGUGUGGAUUCUGCAGCAAAAACAUGACUUUGGAGGGCUAAAAUGUCCCAUCCUGGUGCAUGAGGAUUAAUCCACUCAUCCAGGGAUCCCUGGACAUCAUUGCCCCAAACAAGCUACCUGUUCUUAGCACAAGUGCUCUUAUAUGUGUGCAACGCUUUCCCAUUGGGAAUAAUUGCCGUGUUCCAUUUGCUUCAGAUGAGGACAUUUUCUAUGUGAGCAAAAGAUUACUGUGCACAUCUUAGUAUAUAGCCCUUUAGCUUGGGAUCUUGACAUCUUUGUUAUUCUUCACAGUAUCAUGCAUGAAGAUCUAUCUCAUAUUCAAUGAAGUUAAUUGAAAAGCUUUGAACUGGUGGUGAAAGGAAGCAUGCACCCAUAUUUACAUGAUCAAUGUGCAUGCAUAUCCCAUCUUCCAUGUCUGUAAUAUGUCUUCAUCCUCACCCCAAAGAUUUGUAGAGGUAUCAUACAGAUAUGCAUGGUGCAGAAUGGCAGAUCCACAAAAUAAGAAUGGUAAUAGGCUAUAUUUGUCCUCUUCAGCAUGUGCUCUUGAUUGAUUAGGCAUCAAGAAACAUGCCACAAUUGCAAUAGUCAAAACGACAUGUGAGAAAGAGGGAUUGGUUGUUGGACUGGUGCUUCAAACCUACAAUGUUUCCGCAUUUGAAUAUUAAUCUGAUCUAUCAUUGUUAUCUAAACAAAGAAAGCUCUACUCCUGUUUUCUGUGGUCUGUAUAAUUUAUCAAAGGGGUGCAGGUUUAAAUCAAAUGGACAGUCCCAACUAGAGUAAACCAAAUCAAUGGGAACCUUGUAAGCCAAUACUAUAUUUACAUAACUUUUAUUGAUUCAAUAACUCUAGAUGGAAGUCACAACUGAAGUGAAGCCUUGGUCCAUAUAUAUAAAGCAGGAUCAGAAGGUUAAUGGAGGGCUUCUUGUAGAUCUUUGGGUGAUUUGGACAGGAGACACACCCAAUGAACAAUAAGAACAAGUGAACAGCUCUUCUGCUCCCAGUUAUGAAAAUGAAAAGUUUUAGGUGAAACCAGGAUAUGGUUUUUGUGUUAAGUUCUUGCAAUCUUUGUUUGGUAGUGAAAACCCAUUCAUGGGGCUUAAUAUGUGCUGAGGAACAUUCUAUCAAUUCCAAGGUCUCAUUCUUGUUGAUACUUCCAGGUAUUAAUCUAUUGAAUGGGUGGGAUUUACAAAAGUAUUGACUUGCCAUUCAGCAAUUGAACUAGACCUGUGAACUCUAGCUGGGACUAACAACUUGAAUUAGAAUUAAAUACAUAUCUGUCCCUUUUCACAGGACUGCAACCGGUAGCCCUUGGGAUUAAAAUCAAGUGAAGCAAAAGGUCUGCAGCCCCAAACAUGGCUAGUGCCCUCCAAGUCAGAGGAAUGGUAACACUUUCUCGGUGUUUAUGAACUAUCCAAGGUACUGAACCUAUUUUAUGAGGAUAUGAUUCAUUGAUUUAUUGCAUUGUUUGUUUAUUUGUUUGUUUGUUUUCUAUUGCUUCCUUUCUCCCUCUGUGGGACCCACCAUGUAGGUUCAACACCUUGGAUAACUCAAUUAAAAUCUAGAAUAAAAUCCAGAAUUGGCUCACUACAUCUGGUCAUCAGCUGGCCUUGUUUCCACCCCAGUAGAGAACAGAGGUUGUUCCAAAAAAUGACAAAAUAUGCAUGAUUUAUUUCAGCUUUGUGGGUUUUAUGUAGAUUUGCUCUACUUGAUAUUCCUUCAUUUAAAACAGACUUCAUUUAAAGCAGAUUUACAUAACGUUUGAUAGACCAAGGCAAAUUAACUCUCCUCUUGCAACCAUGCGCCAUGGUCUGCUUGAUCGAUGGCUCUCACCCUUUGGCUUCCCAGACAUUUUCAACUUCAAAUCUUGGAAACCACACAUCCAACACUACCAGGAAUUCUGGGAGUUGAUGUCCAAAACAUCUGGAUAGCCAAAGGAAGAGAACCACGGCAUUCAUGAAAGGAUGGAGGCCUGGAGCUUACUAGAUCUGGCUGGACCCAGCCUUCUUUUGUCUCAGCUAGACUGAACAAUGGUUGGGGUGCUGGGAAUCAGUCAACAACACUUGGAAGGCCACAGAUGUGCUCAGUCUUGCAUGAGAUAUUGGAGAAUUUUAGGUGCCUGCUGCAGUGGGACCGUAUCAUCAAGUGGGUGGUCAGAUUCCUUCAAGAUCCCCAUACGAUGCUUGUGUAUCCAGUUGUGUACAUCUAACAGAAUAUGCUUGAAACACUUGCUUUCACUUUCCUACUCAUAUGCACUAUUUAAAAUAUGAAAAAGGCAAGGAAAGGGAGGCAUGAAUGGAGGUUGCAAACAGAAAAAAAUCUAUUGUAAGUAACUCUGAACUGAUGGAACAAAGGCUCUGACUGCUCUAUGAAGAGAUGGCAUUAUUUUCACACAGAUACAAACUUGUGGAAAAGAAAAAAAACACCAUUAUUCAUAUCAACCAUUCAUUCUUAAAUAGCCAUAUUAGAAAAUAUUUAUUUUUCAAGUAGCAAAUGUACAUUUAAGAGUCAGGAUAUAAUCUCAGGUGAAUGGUGCAGAAAGCUGCACAAUGUUUCCAAACCUGUGGCAUGAAAAGCUGGAGGCUGUCCUAGUGAAGUCAAUGGUGAUUUCACACAGAGGGACCAAUGGACUAUCGACCUCAGUCACAAUGGGCAGAGUUCCAACCUUUUGGUGGAACUUACAGAGGAGAAAUUCCUAAAGGAUUGUGCCCCUAGCUUUUUCCAACCAUGGUUCAGUCGCAGAACAUUCUGUAUUUAAAGAUGUAGGAAACAGGGUCACAGCUCUGAGAUUGGAAUGUGAUCUGUACAAUGUAAUGUACAUGUAAAUAUUUUGUCUGAUUUGUUAAUCCCAAGAUGCAAUCCAGCCAAAAUCACUACUCCUUGAGUAUUCAAUGAGAAGCAUUUAAAGCCUGUUUCCUUUUCAAUUGCUUAUUCAAAGCAGCUGAAGGGAGUUUCAGAUUGGCUGGAAUGGAUAUCAAGUUACUUUUUUUUCUUCUUUUUAUUCCUUCUUGUAGAGAAAUUUCACCUACCGGUAGUUAUUGUAGUGUUUGAAACUUGUGGGGAUGGGGACAGGGAGGGGAUUUUACAAUGAUUCCUUUUGAAUCUUUAAACAAUGUUAUUGUUGGGUGUGGAUGUGCCUGCCACAUUGACUCAUGUGCCAAAACAUGAUAUUGAAUGCAUUGUUUUUAAAUAAAGUAUUUUAUUGUGCACUGGAAA